Molecule: messenger RNA, 466 nt
Organism: Lytechinus variegatus (green sea urchin)
Lineage: Eukaryota; Metazoa; Echinodermata; Echinoidea; Temnopleuroida; Toxopneustidae
Exons: 3
Source: RefSeq, a predicted model, not a curated record
CGGGGUUUCGGUACACAGUGCCAACUCUAUUCGGAGUGGAGUUCCUACGGUGAAACUUGUGAUGUGUGGAUUCGGCAACAUACAAAAUGGGGGCGAUAUCUACAGAAUUACGACUUCGAGACCUUUGCAACAAGAAGUACGGAGAGCUUUCUAGACCUUAUGAGAUCAGUUGGUUUCAUCCUUAAACAUUCAGAGGUGAAACAAUCCCCUUGGGUUGAAUGGAAGGAAUGUGACAUCAAAAAACAAAUACGUUGCUUGUUUUACCCGAUAAAGUACAUCCCUGUGGAACACCAAGAAGAAUUCGUAGAUGACGUCUACAAGUGGUUGUGUGACAUCACACCUAAGAGAUCUGGUAAUGUUUUCCAAGGUGAACUGGGAAGGGCUGAAAUUAUGACCAUUUUGGCUACCAAAGAAUGACAUUCGUCAGGUUGGUGACCCGAUGUAAACGAAUGAAGCCCUCGGUUUU